This is a messenger RNA of Phanerochaete carnosa HHB-10118-sp, 1720 nucleotides long. RefSeq lists its product as uncharacterized. The record is from RefSeq and is a predicted model, not a curated record. The transcript has 2 exons. Bases 642 to 1586 code for a protein of 314 amino acids. Gene Ontology annotation, biological process: canonical NF-kappaB signal transduction. Lineage: Eukaryota; Fungi; Basidiomycota; Agaricomycetes; Polyporales; Phanerochaetaceae.
GCCUGGCGCGCGCGUAUGUCUGCAUGGCAUGCCAGUGGCCCGCUGGGUCCGAUAUUGGUCUGGGACAGUCGCCAAGUUAUUCUACUUCUUAGAGGGGCUCGUCCGUGCGUGGAAAGAGAGUCAACGUUCCGGACCUGAAGCAGUACGGCAGAGUACUCCUUAUCUGACGCGUGCAUCUCAUUUGGCGAGCAACACUGUCUAGCGCUGCAGACUGUUAACCACGAGUCGACCACAGCGGGGGCGUCUUGUGACCUACACGACGCUGCGGGCAGAUUCGCCUGGGUCCCGAUAGCCCUCUGGGGCCUGUUGAAUACUGACAGCAUGCACGAUCAAGCGGAGCGAGACACGGUGGUGAGCGCAAUAUCCGCAGACCCUUCAGCUGCCGAGAGCAUCUCUUUGAUAUGAACUGAAGUCUAACAGUAGGAACGGCCUGUCCAGGAUCCAACUCCGGUGGGCCCGUUCUGGCACGCGUAGGCAAGGUGGUGGCCACGAGCACACUGCCUCGAGCCCUUCGACGCAGCAGUGCACGCCGCCAGGAUAUAAUGUCCAUGUUCCACAGAGGGGCAGAUGGUUUGAAACCUCUGCAAGCUCGCACGCACGCCACCUCCUCCCGAACCACUGUCGUUUCCUAUCCCUGAACCAUGGAGCGCAUCCGAGUCUACUCUGAGCACAGCUCCCGCCACACUCAACCCUGGUACUAUGCGGAGGCCAUUAAACCUUCCUUCUCUGGGUCCUCGUCCUCGCGCCGGGCGGGCCCUGUCCCCGGUCCGUCACCCAGGCGGACGCGUCCCACCAACCCGCCGCAAGAGUACACCCGCACUCGGCGCGAGAGCGAGCCGUGGCGGCAGGCGGCAAAGACGUACGCGUGGGUCCUCGAGCAGGAGAUCGCGGAGAUGACGAGGAAGAACGAGGAGACCGUGCGCUGGAUACGCACACAGCAGGAGAAAGAGAGGCGGGAACGGGCCAGAUAUGGAGCGUAUGGGCUCGAGCGAGGGUUUUACAGCGAGAUGAUGGAGGAUUUGGGAGAUGAAGACUUCGCUUUCACCGCCCGUCAGAGGAUGGAUCGAGCGUAUUAUCCGCGGAACAAGGACUGGGAGGUCCAGGAGGAGCUUCGGAGGCUGCAGGCGCAGAGGUUAGAGACCGAGCGCUGCCGCGCAGCGUACGAGAAGCGAAAGGCGGCAGAGCAGGAGAGGGACCGCCAGAGGCAGAGAAAGAGAGAGCUGUACAAGCUGCGAAAGGACGCGGCGGAGCAGGUAGCUUGGGAGAACUACGAGGCUGGAUGGAAUAGGCUUCUGUCUGGCGAGAUCUCGGAGCCUCUGUCCUUCGAGUCGAUCCCAUGGCCGCUAUUGGUCCCGCCACAAAGCACGGACGAUAUCCGGCCAGCGCGGGUCACGAUCUUCAUUCUGUCCCAAUCGCAUUCGCAGGGUCAGACCAUGAAAGAUCGCGUCCGCAGUGCGCUUCGCAGGUGGCAUCCUGAUCGCUUCGGACGGAUCCUCGCAAGGGUCAGGGAAGAAGACAAGGGGAAGGUUGAGGAGGGCGUUGGCAACAUCGCGAGGUGUCUUAACGAGCUUCUGGAGCGUGCUUGAUUAUAGACUUUUAUGACAUCUUCGCCGGGCGCGAGGCGAGUUCCCUGGAAUACCCUCGAUACUGAUAUCAUCGCCAUGCUUUACAAUAAAUGUAACACUCACUCUAUGUUCAAUUGAUGACUAUGGCAUAUGCU